CAAAUUACGCGGUUACGACGUAUUUUCGUUGACAAAGUUGGGGUUGCCUCCGUUUUUUGCCCCAUCCGAGUCCUAGAGUCAAGACAUGCAAAACGGGACCCAUCAAGGCGUGUUAGAAAACAGCAACAGCAACGCGACUCCCGAAGCUCGAGCUGACGUGAAAUUAGACGUAGACGGGGAUGUCUCGGGUGACCAACUUCAAGGCCCGCCAUCCAAAAGACGGAAACUUGCAGAUUCAUCCUCGCGAUCAACCCCGAGACCCCCUUCGCCGCCUUGGAAGAAGGCUGGUAUUGAUGGCCCAACGUCCUUCUUCGAUGGCGGCAGACGCAGAUCCGCUAGAACCAAUGCCAUUCCGCUUGACCUUCAACCCCAUUCACAUAAGCGACACACGCGUUCCGUUCAAAAAGAGUACGCUACAAAAUUAAAAAGCAAACACGGCGGAUGGCAUGAAUCAUCUUCUACCCUGUCGACUCCAUCCAGACCAGAUCUGAAUGGGAAACGAGGGCCCGGAAGAAAUACCUCUGUGGGCGGGCUCGAUGGUGUUUCCAGCCGAAAGGAUGCCUCGCGAGCCUUGGGUGUGAAGACUACACAAGCCAAGCAACCACCGACUCGAUGGGAUUCCAACAAGAAUUUUGAAACACGGCUUCGGACCGCUAACAAAAUCGCCAGGGCUACCACGAAUGGUCAUAACGAUACCUGCUCGCACCAAGAUGACAAUAUGGCUGCUCCACCGGAUUUGGGGUCUGGACAGAACUCGCAAAAUGUGGGAGGUGAGGAUGGCUACAACCUGGCAGGGAGCGCUCCGAAGAAAGCUCCGAGGAUACGGUUCAAAGUCAAGAUGCCUUCCUUAGUGCCUCAGAAUCCUUACCAUUUGGUUCCCCUAAAAAAGUACUCUUCGUUUCGAGAAUGGGUAAAGAAUGAAGCCAAUACAGAAGACGAGCACCAUGCCUCUACACCUAGUUCAGCGCUUCAAGAGUAUCAAUUGUGGGGUAAAAUUUGGAAGGAGGCUGAUCCUGGUGGUUUACUUAGCAAGGAUAAAUGUUCUAUCUAUCUUGAAGAUCCAGAAGAGGAACCACCACAGCAGUAUUCACACCAUGACCAUUUUGUUUCCCAUGCCUUGUACUUCAAGAAGCUCCUUGACAAAGAACGCAGACAUCAUCGACAUUUGGCAAAACUGUUUGCUCAUUGGUGCGCAGAUGCAUGGAAGAAACGUAACAAACGCCCGGAGGAUAUACUCAAAGAGCAACAAGAAGAAAUGCGUCAGAAGCGCCGAGUCCUGAUAAAGGACUUGCAACGACAGUUUGACCAGGCACGCGCGGAGGUGGAGAAAGUAAGGCUUGCUCAGUGGGAAGAGGAACAAAAGCUCAAAGAACAGCUUGCAUUAAAUAAGGCACUCAAGCAAUCCACAAUGCUUUGGGAAAUGCGAGUUGGCGACAAGGGCGACAAUAGCGGAAUGAGCGAAAUGGAUCAGAGCAGCGAUUCGGAGGACCUGAACGAAGAAGAAUCUUCGGACGAGUCUGAAGAUGAGGACAAUAUGUCAUCAAACGGCUCUGAUAGCGAUAGCGAAGGAGCCAGUACGGAUGAUGAUGCACACCUUUCCCAUGAAGCUCUUCGGGCAAAAUACGCCCACCUGGCGGCAACGAACGUCGCAUUUGAAGACGAAAUAGGGCAAAGGGAUGAGCGCGUGACCUCCGUUGAGCCAGGACCUUCCGAGGCUAGUGAUGAAAACGCUGUGGAACCUCACUUCAAUGACUUGGAUAUGCAGUUUGAUGGAACUCUGGAUGAAGUGGAUCCAUUACUGCUUGAUGACAGCGACGAAUCUAUAGACAUGGACGACACAGACGACAGUGAUGAUGGGGACGAUGAGGAAGAGGAUGAUGCAUCAGAAGAUGACUCUGGGUCGGAACCUGGACUGUUAGGGUUCUUCUCUGCGAAAGAGCUGGCUGCUAGCGGCGGCAUAAAUGAGGGCAAUACGUUUAACGAUAGUGACGCCGUUGACGAUGAAGACAAAGACUCAAGAGAGGAUGAAGGAGAAGAUGACACGGAUGAAGUUCAUCUCGUCCCUAUUGGACCCCAAGAAGGCAGUGAGGCCAGCAAUUUCGUAACGUCCGUUCCGGCUCAUCCUCCCACACCGUCAACCAUCGUUCAACCGGCGGAUGUCAAGUGCAACGUUGACACUCUAUCCCAAGAGAAAGCAGCCCGUGAUGAAUCGAUAGUCACGCCAGCGACACAUCACGUAUCUUCCACGGACGGUGGCGAACCCUCUGAUGAAUACCAGAAUAUUGGCAUCGUAACCGAUCAGUGUACACCUGCGUCGCCAACCUCGCUCCGACGCGAUGAUGGGGAUUUUAGCGACAAUGACCAGGUCGAGCAAAAGCCGCUACCCGAUCAACCAGAAACCCCUCAUGAAAUGGAAGUAGAUCCUCAAGAUGCAGUUGAAGGCCCGCCUGAGUCACCAAACACUUCAGCCAUAAAAACGCCAAUACCUCAUUUAUUACGUGGAACCUUACGUGAAUAUCAACAUUUUGGCUUGGAUUGGCUUGCUGGGCUCUACGUAAGCAAAAUCAAUGGCAUCCUUGCUGAUGAAAUGGGCCUGGGAAAAACCAUUCAAACCAUUGCAUUGUUAGCUCAUCUCGCCGUUGAACAUGAAGUUUGGGGCCCACAUCUCGUUGUUGUCCCGACAAGUGUGAUGUUGAAUUGGGAAAUGGAGUUUAAGAAAUGGUGUCCUGGAUUCAAAAUCCUUACCUACUACGGGACACAAGAAGAGAGAAGGCAGAAGCGCAAGGGUUGGAUGGACGAUGAUCGCUGGCACGUUUGCAUUACCUCAUACCAAUUGGUUCUGCAAGAUCAACAGACCUUCAAACGACGUAACUGGCAUUACAUGGUUCUUGAUGAGGCUCACAACAUCAAAAAUUUUCGGUCUCAGCGUUGGCAAACUCUUCUCACAUUCAAGACAAGAGCUAGGCUCCUCUUGACUGGUACUCCACUUCAAAACAAUUUGACAGAACUUUGGUCGCUCCUCUUCUUUCUCAUGCCGAGUGAUGAUAGCGAGAGUGGCGUAGAAGGGUUCGCCGAUUUGCGGAAUUUCUCCGAAUGGUUUCGUCGACCCGUCGAGCAGAUUCUUGAGCACGGACGAGACACCAUGGAUGAAGAGGCCAAGAAAGUGGUCAGCAAACUGCAUACCGUACUACGACCUUACAUUCUCCGUCGAUUGAAAGUUGACGUGGAGAAACAAAUGCCUGCGAAAUACGAGCAUGUUGUUACAUGUCGGCUGUCCAAACGCCAGCGGUAUCUUUACGAUGGUUUCAUGUCCAGGGCUCAAACAAAGGAAACUUUAGCGUCGGGGAAUUACCUAUCCAUCAUCAAUUGUCUAAUGCAGCUCAGGAAAGUGUGCAAUCACCCUGACCUCUUUGAAACCCGCCCAAUUACGACAUCGUUUGCCAUGACCAGUUCCACGAUAGCGGAUUUCGAGAUCAAAAAUCUUUUAGUACGCCGUCGACUUUUGUACGAAGAUCCACUAGACAAACUUGAUCUGGAUUUCCUCAAUUUGGUGCCAAUUUCAAGAGAAGAUACGUCUAAAGGACUAGUGGAUGAUGCGACGAGAAUCAUGGCGUACAAUCCGCUCAGGAUGUUGCGUGAGCGCCAAUACAAUCGCACUAACUGGUCAAUGGAUUUCAAUGGGUCUUCGAUACAAUCAGUCUUGGAUUCAAUGGAAAAUGCAUAUCGCAAGCAAAGAAUGGGAGAACUCGAACGAUGUUUAUACUUCGAAUCAAAACGUCAUGGCCGACGCCCUGUCUACGGAGAAAGCUUGAUUAAUUUCCUUACAAUAGAUAUGAAUCCCAAGCCCACAGCUCAGCGACGACCACAACGACGGCUGCUCAUCGAUUGGCUCUCCCGGCAAUCUUCUGUACUCGAGUCCAUGAUACUCUCACUGGCAGAGAGGUCUCGUGUCGUGGAACCUCUUGUGCAGAAAUUCGCCUGCAUCACUCCCGCUGUCGUAUCCCCGGAUGUAACUGCGGCUGCUUUGACCCCAGUCAAGUCUCGCUACUUCUCAUUUUCACAGCGUGUUCCUUCAUAUGACCCCUUCCAUGAAGCACAGAUGCGUUUGUCCAUCGCAUUCCCCGACAAACGACUAUUGCAGUAUGAUUGUGGCAAACUUCAACAACUGGAUAAGCUUCUCAGGCAACUUCAAGCUGGUGGCCACCGUGCUUUGAUAUUUACUCAGAUGACAAAGAUGCUCGACAUUCUUGAACAAUUUCUCAAUGUACAUGGCCAUCGUUAUUUACGUUUGGACGGCGCCACCAAGAUUGAACAGCGCCAAAUGUUAACAGAACGGUUCAAUAACGACCCACGGAUCUUAGUUUUCAUUCUGUCCAGCCGGUCUGGUGGAUUGGGAAUAAAUCUCACGGGAGCAGACACGGUCAUCUUUUACGACUUGGACUGGAAUCCUGCUAUGGACAAGCAAUGUCAAGACAGAUGCCACCGAAUUGGUCAGACCCGCGAUGUCCACAUCUAUCGCUUCGUCUCGGAAUACACGAUCGAAUCAAAUAUUCUACGCAAAGCCAAUCAGAAGAGAAUGCUUGAUGACGUCGUCAUCCAAGAAGGAGAAUUCACCACAGACUAUUUUCAGAAAUUUGAUGUUCGUGAUGUGAUUGGUGAGGACAUUCUAGACGGACAGGACGAAGCAAGUGCGGCGAUGGAUAGGGUUCUCGACACCAAAGUCCGUAAUGUACCAAAGGUGUUUGAGGAAGCAGAAGAUAAAGAAGACCUUGACGCUGCAAAAACAGCUGAAAGGGAAUUGGAGCACGUUGAUGACGUUGAUUUCGCUGAAAGUAGUCUUCCUCAAACCCCUGGUCAGACCGGUCAAAGCCAAGCAGGGACGCCCAGACCGAGUGAGAUCGUCGAAGAUGAAACGACAACGGCCCCGCAGAGUGAGGGCCCAGGUACUCCAUUUGUGCCUAUGCCUUUGUCUGUCGCGGCUACGGAUGGCGUGGCUGACGAAACAGUUGGCCACAUUGACGACUAUCUGAUCCGCUUUAUGGAAUGGAACGCCAAGGACGAGCCGCUAGUCCUGCCGCCGGACAAGAGCAGAAAGAAGUCAAAGAGAGGCAAGGAGCAUCGCGUAAAACGGCACCGAUAGCCUAGCCUCACCUAUAAUUCUGUGCUUGUUCCUGUUCCCAUCUCAGAGAAACGGGCGGCAAAAAGGGAAGAUCUACGGAGUACCCCUUACUUGGGUUAGGACUCAGGGUCCGCGAAGCUUCCGGGUUUGCGUUGAAGACACAGCGGACCCGGCGCUUUGGCCACCUUAUUAUAUAACGACUGCCGAGAGCGAACCUUAUUUCCUCCUCUUGCGCUUCCCAACUCCUAUUUUACUUUAUCCCAAAAUCACGCUUUGUAAUGGUGGUCUUGUUUUAGCAUGCUUUUCAAUUAUUAUAGGGACAUGGGGACUUGGCAUGAACGGUGUAUGGGUUUUUGUUUCUUUUUUUCUUUUUUUUUGACUCGCUUCAUUGAA
Messenger RNA from Coccidioides posadasii C735 delta SOWgp, 5512 nucleotides. Lineage: Eukaryota; Fungi; Ascomycota; Eurotiomycetes; Onygenales; Onygenaceae. The record is from RefSeq and is a predicted model, not a curated record.